GAAGACAACGUGGUUUAUAGUGUAUCGAGAAUGAAAUCCUCACCGGCUAGCGAUCAAAAUCUAUCAUGUAAUCUUGAUAUAAAACAGCCAAACAAAACGUACAUAGCAGCAUGGAAAGACAGGGACGAGUUCGUGGCGGUGUACAAUCAGAUAUUUCAGUCUGCCGCAGACGAUAUCGAGGCGAUGGAAAAGGCCAUCCAGUGGCUGAAUGUGUGGAAAGUGCGCCAGAAUAAGCACAUUCCAACCUGCAUCCGGUGUACGUUGGCCGUCCUCGAGGCACGGCUGUUCGAUGUCCGGUGUCAGCGCGAGGGUCGCGAAAAUGCCACCGAAACGAAGCACAUCUACGCCGGAGCGUUUACCCGUUUCAUCAACUUCAUCACCGAAGGUUCGGCAACUUUCCGCUACAACAAGGCGAGCAUCGCGGAUUUCGUGCGUGGCCAAGGCAUCGAGUCGUACAUGGUGGAGCUGCGGCAUCUGUGCGCCCAUAAGUCGGUAUCGGUUUCGAUCGACGUGUUCCGCCGAUCGGCGCAGUACUGCCUGGACUGGCUGAAGGUGUCGUACUGGGAGCGCGAGAUGGCGAUCAUGCAAUCGGUAACGAUAUUCACUGUCAAAACCUUGGAACUGCGAUCGACCAUUAAGUACACGGAAAUGAUCACCAAGCUUCGGCAGUUCGAUGUAGUAAGUGGUGGCCGGGCGUUGGGCUGUGAAACGUUACCUGAACUCGAGGAAAAACGUAACGACGACGACUUAAGACUGCUGGAUGAGUUCGAAUCCACCAAGCUCAAGGCGAUUAGCGAGCUAGUUUUAACACGCCUUCGAGAGAGGCUUACACCGCCGCGGAACUCGGCCGGCGUUAGAGCCUUGUGCAAAUCUGUGCUUGACAACUGCAAACGACUGCUACUUUAUCCAACGGUUUGGAGGAGCGAACCAUCGGUUGGUUCGAUUUACAAUGAAUUUUUUCGAUACCUUGCCGAGGUUGGUUGUUUACAGCCGUUUUUCGAGCAGCUGGUAGCGAUCUGCGAAAACGGAGCCGAAGCCGACAAUCUGCGUCGGGGAGCAAAGUAUUGGGCCCUGAAGAUUGCCGUGGGUUUCCAGGUGCUAGCCCAGUUCAAAAAGGUCUGCAAAUCGUUACCUGCGUCACAACUGGUACGGUUCCACGAGCUGAAGUGCCACAAGGCGAAGAAGCGGGCCCACAUAUUCUUUAAUGACUAUCUUACUCGGGUACUCAAGACGGAUUGCCGAUACCAGCUGGCGCUUGGUCUGACCGUCGACUGUCCGUGGCAUUUGAAGCUGUCCCGUGUGUACUUGCUCGAUCGAUUGGCAGCGGUCAAUCCGUACACCCGAGAGAUCGUAGCGGUUCUCCUAUCGCUGGCGCCACCGACGAUGAAAAAGCAGCAGCGAAAAAUGUCGGCCUUAAUGCAAACCUACCUCGGUGAAAAUAUCAGCAUGGACGAUUUCGAGGAAGCUGAAAUGGAGUGUACUAAAAAAGGUACCGCGGUCAAAAACCACUCUUCGAAGGCGACGGAAAAAGAACUGAUGAACAUCUACUCGAAGGAAGACGUCAUCAAAAUGGUGGUCAGCAAAAAACGGGCCGCCGGGGAACAGUUGGAAGGGCAACCGGAAACCAAACGUUGGGGCCCGUGGAGCGAGUCACAGGAACCGAUUGCCUGGGCAAGAUGCCCUCUGGGAACGUAUCACAUCGGUUUGGCAAAGUGAACAAACUCAUUCGAAAUAAUACCUUUGAAAAGGGGUAAGAAUAAAAUAUUUUUAAAAAUGUGUUUCAAUGUUUGAAACGGGCAUCG
Messenger RNA from Anopheles coustani, 1802 nucleotides. RefSeq lists its product as uncharacterized. The record is from RefSeq and is a predicted model, not a curated record. Gene Ontology annotation, cellular component: preribosome, large subunit precursor; Las1 complex. Gene Ontology annotation, molecular function: endonuclease activity. Bases 31 to 1716 code for a protein of 561 amino acids. NCBI's taxonomy places the organism in Eukaryota, Metazoa, Arthropoda, Insecta, Diptera, Culicidae. The transcript has 3 exons. Gene Ontology annotation, biological process: maturation of LSU-rRNA; maturation of 5.8S rRNA.